Molecule: messenger RNA, 510 nt
Organism: Triticum dicoccoides
Lineage: Eukaryota; Viridiplantae; Streptophyta; Magnoliopsida; Poales; Poaceae
Product: SKP1-like protein 1A
Exons: 2
Coding region: 1-510 (169 amino acids)
Biological process (GO): ubiquitin-dependent protein catabolic process
Source: RefSeq, a predicted model, not a curated record
AUGACGACGAAGAUGGUCCGCCUGCGCAGCUCCGACGGCCAGGAGCUCGAGGUGAUGGAGGAGGCGAUCGCCGCCGCGUCUAAGACGAUCAAGGACACGCUGGAGAAGGGCGGCGCCGCCGACGGUGCCAUCCCGGUCCCCGGCGUCAUCGGCCGGGUCCUCUCCCGCGUCCUCGAGUACGUCAACAGGCACUUCUCCGACCCGGGCGCGGCAGCGGACCCCUUCGACCACAUCCCCAACUUCGACGACCCGUUCAAGGCGUUCGACGCACUAGUGCAGAACCGUGAGGACGCCUUCGUCCAAGUCGACCAAGACACGCUCUUCGACCUCAUCCACGCGGCCGAGUGCCUCGACAUUGAGGGGCUGAUGGACCUGACGUGCGAGACGGUGGCGGACCAGAUGAGGGGCAAGACCAUCGAGGAGAUCCGCAAAAAGUUCCACGUCGUCAACGACUACACCGCACGGGAGGAAGAGGACGUCCGCAAGGAGAACGCCUGGGCGUUCGAGUAG